Molecule: messenger RNA, 3678 nt
Organism: Caenorhabditis briggsae
Lineage: Eukaryota; Metazoa; Nematoda; Chromadorea; Rhabditida; Rhabditidae
Exons: 14
Coding region: 1-3678 (1225 amino acids)
Source: RefSeq, a predicted model, not a curated record
AUGGGUUGGAGAGUUGCUCUUUCUUUUCUAUUUCUAUUGUCACUACCCCAUGCAUAUUCUCAGAAUUGUGCAUCGGCACGUUUGGGAGCAAAUGAUGUUCUAGAAGCAAUUCAAAUCUACAGUAAUGAAUACGCUCUAGACAGCGACCAUGUGUCGUAUGAAAUCGCAUCGACUGUCCCGUCAAACUCGUUUGAUCAAGUGUCUGACUCAAUACGUAUUAUGGUAAACAAUCAAUCAUCUUGUCCAGCUGACUGUACAGUAACCCUCAAUCGGUAUACUGACUCAUUUCAAGGUGCCGAAACUACUGUGUUGUUUUUUGACACGGAUCACGCCUUCUACUUACCCAGUCAUUACAUAAAGGACAAUAAGACUACGUUUGUAUGCGUUGCGAAUAAUGGAUCUUGUGGAGCUACAGUACCCAUUUACAGAUAUUAUAAAAUUUCGAACGGCGGAGUUUUUCAUGCAUAUUCUUUCGAUCAAGAUAUCACAUAUGAUGGGUAUAAUCAAGAAUUCCUCCCAAUCUGUUAUGCAUGGACGCUUCCAGCAACAACAGUUGCCAGUAGACCGUCUUGUGGAACACUCACCUUUAACAUUCCACCUGAAAUGCUUUCUAAUUUGAACAUUUAUGACAAUAAUAUGGCUGGCAUUGAAAGAGACCACUACUAUACAACACUUCCUUCAACUGAUCCCAGUCUAGUGACCUAUAAUCAAACAGGCGUCCUUGGAAAAGUGCUGACAUCUGCAAAGAGUACUGCUUGCAGUUGUCUUGUCAAACUUCAGCAACAGUUCGAUAACCAAACCGGAUACUUCCAUCGCCUGGACCACAAGCUGAUUGUGACUGGUCAAGAACCAAAUAGACCUUAUGAAGAAUAUGUGGACACUGGAGAAGUGCUCUAUUGCUCGAAAAGGCUUGGAGACUGUGGAGCAACGUUGCCUCUCUGGAAACAAUUUCAGUUUUAUGAUAUCGAUACUGUUUACACUACUGACUCAUCUCCUCUUCCAAUGUCUUACUUGUAUCCACAAACUCCUCUUUGCUAUAUAUGGCCUGUCAACUACUCUCCAAAUGUGUCAACUAUCGUUUCUGGACCAGUUGCUCCAGCUCCGCCAGUUCCCACAACUACCAUAGUUCCAAGUGGAAGUGACUCUACAUCCACGGCUACAAUGGGAACAAUAGGAACCGGAAGUAAAAGGAUUUUGGAUUCUGUCGGACUCACCGACCCAUCGACACUUGGUAGCUCUAUGACCACUCCAACUACUUCAGCAACAUCGAUAAUCAGUUCAUGGGGAACAUCAGGGCCAACUCCAUCAUCCAGCGGAUCGACAAGUAGUGUUUGGGCUACAAACAGUGCAUCAACAGCGAGUACAGUGUCAACAAUGUCUACGCCUUCAACUCCGGUGGCUCCCGGGACUGUGAGCUCAUGGGGAACAAGCAUGACAACGAAUCCAACAAGCCUCUCUACUAUUAGUGUUAUGGGUACUAAUAUGGCUUCAAGUGUAGGUACAACGAUGUCUGGAACAUCUGGAACUAGUGGCACUAGUGGAAUGACGGCUUCCGAAACUACUGGUACUACUGCAUCGACGAUGUCUGGAGCUACAGAAGCUAUGACAACUCCCAGCACUAUGAGUACUUCCUCUACAGGAGGAAUUUCAUCAACAACAGUCCAUCUUUCGGAUGUUGGAGCUGUUACCCCUGGAGUCAUCAUUCCUGUCAAUAUUAGUGCUACUGUGUCAUCAACUCCUGUAAUCCCAGUGACAGCUGGAGAAGAAGUAACAGAAGUAAACAUGGAAACCGAAGCACCACUAAGUGAAGAAUUUGUUCAAACUCCGGAGACAUUUACUCUUUCCAACUUUUGGUUCACCACAACCACACCCUCUAUUCCUAACGUGCAUUCAACAGUUCCCAUUCUUCAACCAUCUGCUACCACAACUGGAACCGCGCCUACUGUCAGCUCUACCGUACUGUCCAGUGUCACGCCUUCUGUUUCAUUGACAACAGGAUCCACUGGAGUUGGUCCUGUGUCUCCUGUUACAGCCAAUGCAGUUCCAAAUCCAACAGGAAUCGUUCCUUCGGUUUCUGUUACUGAAACAGUAACUACAUCCAAUGCGACAACAGAGCUACCACAAGUGAUGGUGACUGGGCCAAUGAUUCUCAUUAUACCUACAAUGCCUCCUCCAACAACCGAGAACUCGGCCACAGUAACUUCCACUCAAUCGACUCCAGCAUCCGGAGCAUCAAACACAACAGAAUUAGUUUCCGGAUCAUCAAAUACAACAGAACCAACUUCUACACUAACUGUUCCUGUAACGAAUUCCCAUGAAGCAUCUCCUGCUACACCAACACCUCAACACGUUGCACAAGCAGCGCCAACCUAUUCGAUAGUGGGAGGGGCUCUCGAUUCCUUCACGAACUCUCCAAUAAUUGGUGCAAUCAUAAGUUCUUCUGUAGCUGCUUCUACUCCAGCACCAACACAGUCGCAGCCUACUCAACCAGUGCUUAAUGCGAUUCCUUCUACAGCUACCGUAUCAACGACUACCCAGGAUUCAGGUAUCAUUUGGAAAGCAGGAGAUUGGAUCAGCAACGCCUGGCACUCUGUAUUUGGAGGAAGUGAUCAGUCUUCUACUGCUACUUCCACCUCAUCUGAAAUCUCUACAACAACUUCAAGACCAAUUGGUGGGCUGGUUGGAAGUCUCAUCAACGCGUCAGGUGGAAACUCAACAAACUCCAUAAAUCCCAUCUCAUCGUUUUUGAGUGGAGCUGGAAACUUCAUUGAUCAACACUCGAAUUCUAAUUCCAAUCAAUCGUUUGUCAACAAUACCAUGAGUUGGAUAGACAACAAAAUGAACAGUACUGGAGAAUUCCUAUCCAACGCAUGGGAUUUGUUUUCUAACCAGACAGAGGGAGGAGUUUUAAACAACACUCAGACAUGGAUUGGUGGAGCUCUAAAUAGGUUUGGAGAAUCAUGGAAUUAUGUGUUUCAAUCAAGACAUUUCAGCACGGGAAAUUUCCUUACUAACGCUUGGAACACAUUGAGCAACAGUAACCCUUCAGGAAGUGUGAUUAAUAAAACUGAAACCUGGAUCGGUGGAGCAGUUGAUAAUACCGGAAACUUCUUUUCGAAUGCGUGGAACUCGUUGAAUUCAAAUAACAGUACUGGACCAAUUCUGAACAACACACAAACAUGGAUAGGAGGAGCACUGAACAGCACCGGAGGGUUUCUGACAAACGCCUGGAACUCACUGGGAUCUUCUGACAACAGUACUUCAGGAACUGCUGUGAACAGUACAACGUUGUGGGUUGCAGGAGCUGUGAAUAGCACUGGAGAGUUUAUUUCAAAUGCAUGGGAUUCGUUAAGUUCGAGUAACAAUUCGAUCAUAGACAACACAAAAACUUGGGUUGGAGGGGCAGUCAACAGUACUGGCCAGUUCUUGGCAACUGCAUGGAACGAGACGAAAGAGCAUUCUGAAAACUUCGUCGAGGGAGCAAAGGAUUUUAUUAACUCGGACUCGGAACAGAAUGUCACAGCUCUUGCUGCGGCUCCACAUCCGAAUCCGAUCGGAAGUGUUGCCAAUGUGAUCCAUCCAAUCGUAAACAGCUCAACAACUGAACAACCAACUGGAAAAAUUGAAUGGAACGGCAGUGUGAUUAGUGGUCCAAUUACAGGCCAAUUCUAUCUGUGA